ACAGUACCUGUUGAACUCGGUUCGAGUCGCGUAGAGCAUCCGAGCAGGCUGGGCAUGCCUAAGAUACCUAGCGGGACAUUCACCGACCACACAGGCGAACCGACCCCGGCUCCCAUCCUCAAACGCAAUCAGGCAUGUCACCAAUGCAGACGAAGGAAGCUUAAAUGUGACGCACGGCGACCUUGCUCAACCUGUGUUCGGUCACACAAGAACACUGUCUCCCAUGCUCCUCCAGGUGCAGAGGUGCCGCCCCUUGAAUGUACAUUUGACGAAGUCCAGGAGAACGGCGCUCAGCCCCAUUCCGCGCCAAAGAAUAGAUACGAGAGGCUCGAGAAUCGAAUAAAUGAGCUUGAAGCACUUCUGCGCCAGAAAGAAGAGGAGGAGGAGCAUCCACGGCCGUCAAUAUCUACCAAUACCUCCGCACCCGCAAUCCUAUCUCUUACAGGACAGCCUAUAAACAGCUUUUCAGACUCCUCAAACCAAGAGUAUAUUAACACGUUACCCUACAUUCAGAAGCCGUUUUCACCUCUAAUACCGGCGCAUAUUUCUCCUAUUUCCACUCCUCCGCUAAACUUCGCGACCGACAGUGGAAGCGAUUUGCAAAAUGGUACUAAUCAAGCUACACAAGUACUUUGGCCAAACUGGCCCCACAAUCUGCCUGCUUUUCCCCUCUUACAGCAUCUCGUGGAAGUCUUCUUUGCUUUUCAUCCUCAUGCUGGCCGACUGUUUCAUGGACCGACUUUUCUGGCCUCAUUAACUUUGCCGUCGACCCAUUCUAACUUUCCCCAUACUGCCAUUUUACACGCGAUAUGUGCGGUUGGAAGCUUUUACACUAGCGCCGUCGAUCCCCCUCCCCUACCGAACUUUGCAGAGACCCCAGCAGAUGACCUCUUCCAAAGCGCAUAUAAACGACGGAAAGCCUUACCUGACUCUUUCGGCGAAAUACACGCGAAGUUUGCUGCUGCUGCAAUUGACGAAAGCACGACAGUUGGUGAACGCCUCUUCGAGUGCCAGCAAGCAACCACCGCACUUUGUUGGUUUUAUCACACGCAUGCAAAAUGGGCAGACGUAUUUUUGACAAGCGGUCGUGCAAUGAGAUACCUGAUCCCUUUGGGCUUGAAUAUGUGCCCACCGUUUCAUUCCAUUUCCAAAUGCCUUCGGGCGCCAUCCAUUAUCGCUCCCGCAAAGACCGUAAUAGAUGACGAAACGCGGCGGAACACAUUUUGGCUGACCUAUGCAACAGAGAGGUUUUAUUCCUCGGGAAAUGGAUGGGCCAUGAGCUUAGAUGAUCAGGAUAUUUCACAGUUACUCCCUGUUCGAGCUGAUCAAUUUGAGCAAGGCAUUCUCGUGCCACCAAAGGACCGACAAUGGGCUCAUAGCCCUGACAUGCUCCUCACGCAUCCCCCAGAGCAAACCGACUCAUUCGUCUUGUAUAUAAAAUCAUCAAUCGUUUUAUCUCGUGUAAAGAACUUUAAUUUACGGUUUCGUGCGAAGAACUUUGCAGGAGAACCAGACAUGGUUAACUCCCUAGGUUCGCUGCUCAGCGAAGAUUACUGUGCAAAUGCACAAUACAUCGACCCACGACAGACCUCAGGCUUCAAGAAAAUGGACCAUUUGGUGUCAGCUUUUACAUCGAGUUUUCCCAAAGGAUUCAGAGAUGCCACGCAGGAUGGAGUCGUCGACAUGCAUCUGCUUAUCGCUCAUCUCGCCCCAAGCGUUGCAAAAAUUCUACUGCAUGACCCGCAUGUCGACUUGAAAAGGAAAGGAUGCGUUUCCGCUCAGAGGAUCCUAGAGGCCGCUCGUGCAAUUCUUGACCAACUGUAUGCAAUAUGGGCAACUAGUUUCGACCUAACUCUGCUGGACAAUUUCUGCUGCUUUGCUUUCUUCAUGGCCGGUAGAGUCCUGUCGCGCAUCCUUCAUGAAGCAAAGCAGAGGGGAGAUCAGGUUCAGUCGCAGACGGUGCGAACCGAACUUGAAUAUAUUCGCAUUGCUCUAGCUAAGAUCGGAACACGUAUUCCAUUGGCAUAUCGAUAUGCAAAGAUGCUCGAUGAUAUUAUUUUGCAAACCGCUGGAAUACUAGAUGAUGUCAUGCUACCCAACUUCCAAAAUCCAGCAUUCCCAAUGAGUCCUGGUUAUUCGACAAUUUCGGUACCGAAUGGCGGCGCGAACGGUCUUGAUUUUCUCAUGGGGAUUGGUAUUCCGCCCGAGAUAUACGAAUAACUGAUACAUUUUGAUUUCUUCAAUUUAACUUGUAGACUAUAUUUAGGUCUAAUCGGGUUCGAGUGCUUUUUGUCCAGUGCUAUCGGUAUUUUGUCUCUUGUAUGUACUACUACUACUAGACUUC
Molecule: messenger RNA, 2344 nt
Organism: Fomitiporia mediterranea MF3/22
Lineage: Eukaryota; Fungi; Basidiomycota; Agaricomycetes; Hymenochaetales; Hymenochaetaceae
Exons: 18
Coding region: 55-2220 (721 amino acids)
Biological process (GO): regulation of DNA-templated transcription; DNA-templated transcription
Cellular component (GO): nucleus
Molecular function (GO): zinc ion binding; DNA binding; DNA-binding transcription factor activity, RNA polymerase II-specific
Source: RefSeq, a predicted model, not a curated record